AACUUCUGUUCGAACAAACCUGGCCUGCUGUCCGGGCCAGUGAUUUUGAAAAGGUGGCAACACUAUUUGUUCCACCUCGUGCGACGUGUGUUAGUAUUCGGUAUCAUGGCUACUUCUGGUGCAUGUGCGAAGCAUUCUUCCGAGGUUUGGAAAUAUUUUAAGAAAAACAAGAAAGGUGACAAGGCUCAGUGUUCGGUUUGUCUUAAAUGGCUUAAAGUUACUGGCAACACCACGAAUUUCAUGCAGCAUUUGAAUCGCCAUGGAAAACUACUCCGACAUAAAAGAAGUCACGAGGAAAUAGACAAACUGGAAGACCAGGCUGAAGUUGACAACUACCAGAAUGGCCUAAAUAGGCUUAGCAGCGCAUGUUCGUCAACGUCGUUGUCUACACAGUCAACAAUCAACGAAUGCUUUAACCGAUUGUCUGAUUUUACUGCUGUAUCUAUAUGCCUUUGCUUAGGAGGACGUAAGGCUGAAGCAAUCACGAAGGCACUAACUUUAUGGUUAGUAAAGGAUAAUCGUCCUGUAGAUAUUUUGAGCGGAGAAGGGUUUAAGAAGUUCUUGGCAACAGUAGCAACAAGAUAUCAAGUUCCACAUCGGACAACGAUUACAAAGCACAUAGACAGUUAUUAUGAAGCUGCAGUUAAAUACAUGUGGAAUAAAUUUGCCAAUAUAAAAUUUUGUGCACUGACUUAUUUCAAACAUACAUCAUACGUGCUAGGAAUGACUUAUUUAACUCAGUCACACACAGCUGAAUACUUGUGUUCUGUGCUGAAGGAGUUGAUUGUUUUUUGGGAAAUAGACAAAUCUAAUAUUGUAGCUUGUGUUACAGAUAAUGCUGCAAAUGUUAAGAAAUCUAUUGAACUAUUUAUUGGUAAAGAAAAGCAUGUUUCUUGCUUUGCACAUACAUUAAAUUUGAUGGUGCAAGGUUCCUUAAGACAAGAACCUGAACUGAACAUAAUAUUAGACAAGGUAAAGUCAAUAAUCACAUUCUUUAAUCAAAAUAAAAAUGCAACACAGGAGCUUGAAAAGGAACGACUAAGAACAAACUCAUCACAGAAUGAAAAAGGUUCUGUGACAUUAAAAUUAAUUCAGCAUGUUGAGACUCGAUGGAAUUCGUAUUUCUUGAUGAUUGAGAGAUUUGUACUACUAAAAAAUUUUGUUACACUAACAUUGCAAAAGUUUCCAGGGGCACCCGACAUGCUCUCUGGUAGAGAAUUAAGUGCUUUG
This is a messenger RNA of Centruroides sculpturatus (bark scorpion), 1230 nucleotides long. RefSeq names its product zinc finger BED domain-containing protein 1-like. The transcript has 3 exons. The annotation marks the transcript as partial. Lineage: Eukaryota; Metazoa; Arthropoda; Arachnida; Scorpiones; Buthidae. The record is from RefSeq and is a predicted model, not a curated record. Gene Ontology annotation, molecular function: DNA binding.